Molecule: messenger RNA, 1979 nt
Organism: Neodiprion virginianus
Lineage: Eukaryota; Metazoa; Arthropoda; Insecta; Hymenoptera; Diprionidae
Gene: RabX1
Product: ras-related protein Rab-31
Exons: 3
Coding region: 414-1031 (205 amino acids)
Molecular function (GO): GTP binding; GTPase activity
Source: RefSeq, a predicted model, not a curated record
UAAACAACCUGUUCAUUUAUUCAAAAUCGGUGCAAACCGACACUCCGAGGCUAAUCGUAUAAAUUAAGAAUUUCUUCUCUCUAUCUUACGCUGUUGGAAUUAAUUGAUUAUCGAUUAUACGAUACUUUGACUGAGAUGAAAUUUUGAACUCGAGAACUUCUCAUAACCUACGAAGCAAAACAAAAACAUCGAAGAACGAAAUCAGCUGUUUCGACACUCGUGACGUAAAAUAAGUACCAUCUCUCAAGAUGAUGCAACUCUGAGAGCUUUGACCUGAUUAUUUAAUCUUCGCUUUUCAUACGAUAUUAAUAAUAACGAAAGCGCGUGUUUUUAUUCCUUUCUUACUCCUCUACCGUUUCUCUUCUCUCGUGGAACCAUUAUGGAAACUUGAAGUACACCGUGUGGGAAAAACGAUGGUAAUCUGUCGUUACAUCACAAAGAUGUUCAACCGUCGCAUCUCCCCGACAAUCGGAGCCGCGUUUUACACCUGCAACAUCAACUUGGAACGCGUCAAAGUGAAGCUGCAGAUAUGGGAUACAGCCGGUCAGGAAAGGUUCAGAUCCAUGGCGCCGAUGUAUUACAGAAACGCCAACGUGGCGCUGCUGGUGUUUGACCUGACAAAGCACAGCUCUUUCAAUGAGAUUAAAUCCUGGGUGAUGGAGCUGAAGAGGAAUGUGGACAAGACGAUGGUACUGGUCCUGGUUGGAAACAAGAGCGACCUGGUGAGCCAGAGGAUGGUGGACGCGGAGGAGGCGAGCCAGUACGCGACAAGCAUAGGAGCCAGCUACCACGAGACGUCGGCUGUUUGCGACGACGGAGGUGUGGAGAGCGUCUUUGUCGCAGCUGCGGCAGGCUUGUCCGACCUCAGCGAAGAGAACCACGAGCGCCUAAACAGCCUGAGGAUCAACGACUCGAUCAGGUCUAUUCUCAACAGCGACGAUCAACCCGCCAGUCCAUCCAGCGAAGACUGCUGUCUGGCUGACAGGAGCAUAGCUCACGGUAUACACGAAAAACCUCACAUGUGCUGCUAGUGACGGAUGAAUGACGAGCGUUAAAAUUUUCACAACUACUUGGAGUAAUACUGAGAAUCGGAGAGGAGUUAUCCCGCUCUAAUCGUUAUACUCGCUCCAAAUCAUGCGGUUUCUUUUCUUACUUACAUUUGUUUUUUUUUUUUUUUUAUCCGUUUUCAUUCGCUGUUUCUCUUCCAUCUCCAUUUCUUCCAUUUUUUGCUAGCGUUGUUUAUUACAGUUUAAUUAUUCUUGCUCAUUACUUCAUCUAGCAACCGAUAUAUAUAUAUAUUGACAAUAAAAAAUAUCUAGGAUAUUUUUUUGUAUUUUAGCAAGAAGAUCACUAAGCUUUGUGUGAUCUAUAAUUACGAACGAUGAGUCAUUAGAUACGCGUAACUUGUACUGAUUAAGCGUAAGUUCAAUUUUAACAAAACAAAAAAGAGAAUUUGUGUCUACGAGGGAAAAAAAAAAAUAUACAAAUAUCCGAAAAAAACGAAGCAAAAAUUAUUGCGACUGACAUUUGUAGGAAAAUUUAUACAGAUAUUUCAAUAAUAAGGAUAGGGUAAGUUGAAGAAUCUAAGUGCAUCUGUAUAUAAUUGUUAACUGUUAGAAAAUUAUAAGUUUAAUCUGUUAAAAUAUCUAGUCUAUAAAAUUGGUGAAUUCGAUUAUUGGUCAACUUGGAAGAUGAAAAAAAUUGUUUUAAACUGUUCCAAGUUUUCUUUUUUUUAAACUACUUUUUAUCGUGCUCAAAUCAUAUCGAGGCACUAACAAUAUAUAACGUUGAAGAAAAAUGUACAAAUAUUAUACAUAUAUAUACUAGUAAAUUGCGUUAAGUAUAAUCAUCGAUUAACACCUCGAUGAAAGAAUUGAACUAAAGAAAAAUCGUUGUAUUAUUACUUUUUGACGAAUCAAUAGCGUGGUUAUUUAGAAAAUUGAAACGAAGCUAGUAACGUAAAGCUGAUGAUUUCAGGG